GGAACACGCGCAGAAGCUUUCCCUGGCCUCAGGACCACAUUUCCCACAAGUCCAGGAAAAGCUCUGGGUCUUUCUGCAUAGGCCUGCGGCUGUGGACACAUAGGAACUACAGCUGGUACCUUGGAGAGCAGCCGGAAGGAAGAAUCUCUGGAGAUUUCAGUUCUCUGCAUCCAUUCUCUCUUAGGCACUUAGCAGCCUGCCCCUCCUUGAUCUGCCUUCUGAGAACUCUGUUGUUUUCUAAAAGGAGAAGGAAAUGGUCCCUAUCGGCCCCCCAACCAGCUUUCAGGAGUCAGUGACGUUCAAGGAUGUGGCUGUGGAAUUCACCCGGGAGGAGUGGAGGCAACUGGACCCUGCUCAGAGGAGCUUGUUCAAGGAUGUGAUGUUGGAGAACUACAGGAACCUGGUCUCCCUGGGACUGGCUGUUAACAAACCAGGUGUUAUCUCCCAUUUGGAAAGAGGAGGAGCACCGUGGAUUCCAGAGAGAGCUGUCUCAGGAGGCACCUUUCCAGAGUGCCUUAAUCUGGAGAUUAGCUGUGAAACAACAGAGGCAAUUCCAAAGCUGGACAUUUUUGUGAAAGAGUCAUCCAAUGAAAGAAUCAAGUUAGUAGAAGCCUGGCAGCGUGCUGUUAGAUUAGAGCAGCAAAAGGACAACCAUGAGAAACAGUACCAGCCAGUGACAGUCACCCACAGGAAAACAUCUACUACGUCUAUUGCCAAUGAACGUAAUACAUUAGAGAAAGAAUUCCAUGUGGGGUCAAGCUCAUUUCCAAAACGAAGGAUUCGUACAAAGAAAAGUCGACAUAAACAUGAUAAACGUGGAAAGAACUUUACACAUUUUUCAGAUGAAAGUAAACAAGAUAGAAUCUUUUCUAAGAAGAAACUCUGCAACUAUAAUAAAUGCAGUAAGUCAUUCCAUUACCAUUCACACCUUAUGCAACAUUACAGAAAAUAUACUGAAGAAAAAGCAUAUGAGCAUGGGAAAAUCUUCAGCAACACUUCAUCUCUUACAAACUGUCUGACAAUUCAUGCUACAGAGAAAUUUUUUCAGUGUACUGAAUGUGGAAAAGCCUUCAGCUGCAAAUCUAGUCAUAUUCUAUAUCAGCGAAUUCAUUCUGGAGAGGAAUCCUUUGCAUGUAAUGAAUGUGUGAAAUCUUGUAGAAGGAGUAUAUCCCUUACUAAACCUAAAAGACUUCAUAUUGAAGAGAAACGCUUUGAAUGCAGUGAAUGUGGAAAAUCCUUCCGUCAUUGCAGAAACCUUGACAAACAUAAGAGAAUUCAUACUGGAGAGAAAACCUUUGAAAGUACUGAGCGUGGAAAAUACUUUAAUCAUUGUAGAAACCUUGACAAACACAAAAGAGUUAAUACUGGAAAGAAACCCUUUGAAUGUAGUGAAUGUGGGAAAUUCUUCAGUCAUUACAGAAGCCUUCACAGACACAAGAAAAUUCAUACUAGAGAGAAAACCUUUGAAUGCAUUGAGUGUGGAAAAUACUUUAGUCAUUGUAGAAACCUGGAUAGGCAUAAAAGAAUUCAUACUGGAGAGAAACCUUUUAAAUGUAGUGAAUGUGAGAAAUCCUUUAGCUAUAGGACCCUGCUUACUCAUCAUUAUAGAAUUCAUACUGGGGAGAAACCCUUUAAAUGUAAUGAAUGUGGGAGAUCCUUUAGAGGGCGUGGACACCUUAAUAGACAUAAAGUAAUUCAUACUGGAGAGAAAUCCUUUGAAUGUGAUGAAUGUGGGGAAUCCUUCAGAAGGAGUGAAUCCCUUAAUAAUCAUAAGAGAAUUCAUACUGGAGAAAAACCCUUUAAAUGUAAUGAAUGUGGAGAAUCCUUUAGAAGGAAUGAAUACCUUACAAAACAUAAUAGAAUUCAUACUGGAGAGAAACCCUUUAAAUGUAAAGAUUGUGGAAGAUACUUUAGAAGAAGUGAAUCCCUAACUAAACAUAAGAGAAUUCAUACUGGAGAGAAACCUUUUAAAUGUGAUGACUGUGGGAAAUACUUUAGAAGGAGUGACUCUCUUACUACACAUAAAAGAAUUCAUACUGGAGAGAAACCUUUUAAAUGUAACGAAUGUGGGAAGUGCUUUAAACAAUAUGGAAACCUUAGCAGCCAUAAGAGAAUUCAUAGUGGCGAGAAGCCCUUUGAAUGCAGUGAAUGUGGAAAGUCUUUUCGUCAGUGUGGAGACCUUACUAAACAUAAAAGAUUUCAUACUGAAGAGAAGUCGUUUAAAUGUAGUGAAUGUGAGAAGUCUUUUCACCACUGUGAAGAGCUUGAUGGACAUAAGAGAAUACACACUGGAGAAAAACUUUUUGAAUGCAAUGAAUGUGGGAAAACCUUUAGAAGAAUUGUAUCCCUUACUAGACAUAUGAGAAUUCAUACAGGAUAGAAACUUUUUGAAUGUGAUGAUUGUAGGGAAAUCUUAUAAAGUAAUGUCUCUGAUAAAGAUCUGAUAUAAGA
This is a messenger RNA of Vombatus ursinus (common wombat), 2451 nucleotides long. RefSeq names its product zinc finger protein 260-like. Gene Ontology annotation, biological process: regulation of DNA-templated transcription. The record is from RefSeq and is a predicted model, not a curated record. The coding region runs from base 254 to 2380 and encodes 708 amino acids. NCBI's taxonomy places the organism in Eukaryota, Metazoa, Chordata, Mammalia, Diprotodontia, Vombatidae. The transcript is spliced from 5 exons.